GGCCAAUAUUUUUGAGCUUUUCCCACAGCACAGCACUCGCCGACGAUGCUCCUCCUUCCCGCUUCCGCCAUCGGACGAAACAUCUGCUGGCGCUGUGAGCUCAUUAGGCCCCAUUCGGCUGCAGCUCUCCGUCCUUCGACGUUAUCACUGAAGCGACCUCCACCUUCGUUACGGCGAUAUGCCUCCAGUACGGAAGCUCCCGCCCCGGCCAGUCUUGCGCACACCCGGAAUAUCGGAAUCAUAGCACACAUCGAUGCCGGGAAAACCACAACAACAGAGCGCAUGCUCUUCUACUCAGGCUUCACUCGGCGCAUCGGCGAGGUCGAUGAAGGCUCCACGGUAAUGGACUAUCUACCAGCGGAACGAGCACGCGGCAUCACCAUUACCUCGGCAGCAAUAACAUUUAAUUGGACACCACCCUCAGCCCAAGAGCACAUCAUAAACCUUAUUGACACCCCCGGCCACGCGGACUUUACUUUCGAGGUGGAACGUUCGAUCCGGGUGCUGGACGGGGCGGUGACGAUCUUGGAUGGUGUUGCGGGGGUGGAGGCGCAGACGGAAAAGGUGUGGCGGCAGGCAGCGAAGUACCAGAUCCCGCGCUUGAUCUUCGUCAAUAAGCUUGAUCGGGUUGGCGCACGCUUUGGAGCUACGGUGAGAGAGGUGGCGGCAAAGCUGAAUGCGUGGCCGGCAGUGCUGCAGUUGCCGGUGUAUGAAAACAAUGGGAAGGGAGGCGAGGACGUGCUAAGGGGUGUGGUGGACCUGGUCGAGAAGAGGGUCUUCCUCUAUGAGCUCGGCGGGGAUGGACAGAACAUUACGGUUCACGACUACGAGUGGUUGUCCACUAACAACCCAAAGCUACACCAGGAGGCACUCGACGCACAAAUUGCGCUGGUUGAGCUACUCGGCGAACACGACGAAGACUUGGUAGAGCUCUUCCUGGAAGUGGGGGAGCACCAUUUGAUCCCCACGGCCGCUCUCAAAAGCUCCAUUCGAAAACUUACCCUUACAGGUAAUGGCCGGAUCAUCCCCGUUCUCUGCGGUGCCUCAUUCCGCAAUAUUGGCGUACAGCCGCUCCUAGAUGCUGUCGUAGAUUACCUCCCCUCACCUCUUGACCGCCCUCCCACAGACAUCACCCACAGCGGAAACCAGUACGCGCUGCUCGACAUGGACACGAAUCGCACUUGUGCGCUCGCCUUCAAGGUGGUCAACGACCCGAAACGUGGCGCCAUGGUCUUCGUUAGAGUUUAUUCGGGUAGCCUAUCCAAGGCGCAAACUCUAUACAACACCUCCCUUGGAGUCAAGGAGCGUGCCCACCGAUUGUUACAAAUGUACGCCGACGAGGCGGUCGACAUCCCCUCCAUACCGUGCGGCCACAUCGGUGUCAUCAUCGGCCUCAAGCAAGCGCGCACAGGCGACACACUGAUCUCUGAGCACGCCGUUUCCCCCUCUGGUCAAAGUUCAAAUGCAAAGAAAUCCAAAACCGCAAUCCAAAAAUACGAUCCGAAAACGUUGCAGCUCCGGCCAAUCGAUGUCCCACCUCCCGUCUUCUUCGCCUCCUUGGAGCCCUACUCCCUCUCCGAACAGAAGCCUCUCGAGGAAGCCCUCGCCAUGCUCCUGCGUGAAGACCCCUCCUUCAGUGUCACUACCGACCCUGACAGCGGACAAACUCUGCUCUCGGGAAUGGGCGAACUGCACCUCGAGAUUGGCCGUGACAGGCUGGUGCAGGAGUUGAAGGCAAAGGCGGACAUGGGGAAGAUACUGAUUGCCUAUCGCGAGACGAUAUCGGUCCCCAUGGGCCCAACCCAUCACUUCCUCAACCGGGAACUUGCCGGCAAGCCCGCAAAAGCCGGGUGCACCGCCAGCGUCUCGCCGCUCAACAUCGACGAUCUCGAGGAGGGCGUCGAGAUCGGGACCGAUGGGAAUAAUGUCGCCAUCCAUAUCUUGGAGACGUAUGUGGACUCUACAGGCGAAACACUGAAAGCCAAGAUCCCAUCGCAUCUUACGGCGAAGGAAAUCGAAGCCGCGAUGGGUGCCGGCGUCGCUGCCGCACUCUCUCGCGGACCACACCUCCACCUCCCCCUUAGGGACACACAGGUCGAGGUAACCAUCAACCCCGCCACCGACCUCACGGCCGAAAGCUCCCUCGCCGCGAUCUCGACCGCCACGCGCCUCGCUGUUGGUGACGCCCUGGCCGCUGCACAGGCACAGGCCACGGGGUUGAUUGUCGAGCCGGUGAUGACCGUCUCCGUUUCCUGCGACGAGAAGGACCUUGGCAAAGUUGUCGCCGACAUCUCGUCCUCGCGCGGAGGGCAGGUUUCGAGUCUGGGUGAUGGCGAAACGCUAGGUGUGGAGAUCGAGAUGAAGCGCGUGUAUGUGCCGUUCUUGAAGGGUGAUGGAGAGAGAAGGGAGGCUGGUGAGGGGAUAAAGAGGGUUGUCAAUGCUACGGUUCCCCUCGGUGAGAUGGUCGGGUAUCUAAAGCAUCUGAGAGCUAUGACCCAGGGGCGCGGGACUUUUGUCAUGGAGCUCGAGGGAUGGGAGAGGAUGCAGGGUCCUAGAGCGAGGGAGGUGGAGAAGGCUAUGAGAGGAGAGUAGUUCAAGAGAUGUAUGUACGAUACGAUACGAAGUGUAUGAUAGAGAUAUCGGGACUGGUACAAUCAACUGUCCUCACAUUCCUG
This is a messenger RNA of Tricharina praecox, 2675 nucleotides long. RefSeq names its product P-loop containing nucleoside triphosphate hydrolase protein. Gene Ontology annotation, biological process: ribosome disassembly; mitochondrial translation. Gene Ontology annotation, cellular component: mitochondrion. The record is from RefSeq and is a predicted model, not a curated record. Bases 46 to 2592 code for a protein of 848 amino acids. Gene Ontology annotation, molecular function: GTPase activity; GTP binding. NCBI's taxonomy places the organism in Eukaryota, Fungi, Ascomycota, Pezizomycetes, Pezizales, Pyronemataceae. The transcript is spliced from 2 exons.